Molecule: messenger RNA, 429 nt
Organism: Giardia duodenalis
Lineage: Eukaryota; Fornicata; Diplomonadida; Hexamitidae
Product: VSP
Exons: 1
Coding region: 1-429 (142 amino acids)
Source: RefSeq, a predicted model, not a curated record
AUGUUGGUAGGAUUUCUCCUAGUUUGUGCAACCGUGCUGGCAAAGGACAGCGGGAAGACCGCGUGCGUGGCUUCCAACACAAACUGCGCAUCAGGGUUGGACACGGCAGGGUGCAAGACGUGCGCCGGGGCAGAACCCGACCAGACGUGCCUGGACUGCAAGGUCUCUGGCCAGAACGUGCAACUCGAUAAAAGAAGCUGCGCCGUGGGCUGCCCGCUGAACUCCGCGGCCAACGACCAGAAGGUGUGUGUGUGCGACCAGGGAUUCAGCCUGAACGAUGGGAAGACCGCGUGCGUGUCUUCUGGCACCAACAAGAGUAACGGCCUUUCUACUGGCGCUAUUGCAGGCAUUGUUGUGGCUGCUGUCAUCGUUAUAGGAGGGCUUGUGGGCUUCCUCUGCUGGUGGUUCCUCUGCCGCGGGAAGGCGUAG